GUCCACUGAAAGGACGGUGCUCUCGACGCCAAACAGGCUCUCGACCUUAUAAAUUGUUGUUCCAGUAGUGGAGCCAAAGAACCAAACCAUAAGAUGGGAAUGGAGGAUAUUACAAAGCCUCUCAGGCCCUCCAGCAAACACGGGGAUCGUUAACUUCGCUAGAAGAUUCAAAGCUCUUUUGGGGAAUGCUCUGUGUCACAGAAAGUUGGAAGAAACACGACAAUGGCUCUCAAAAAGGCUAACGAUCACUGGACUUUUCUGGAAGAAAUUGAAGCUCCUAUGUGGGUGGAUCUUACUCUAGAAGUAAAAAUUAGCAACCAAGACACCCAUGAUGAGUGGUUCCACACAAGUCAUCUCUUCCACCAGCGUUCUUCUCACCAGUUGAAGUCUGCUUUUUCUUGUUGCGGGGAGAGUACUUUGACCUCAGACUUUGAAUCGGUUUCAACUUCACCAAAACUUCCAUCCUCCGUCUCAAGAUCUAGAGGCAAAGACUACAGGAGUAAGAAAUGGAGAGCAGAAAACUACGAGUCCUUACAUAAGCAGCAUCCACUCAAGGUUUUAAGUGGGACAUCUUCUUGUCUGGAUUUACGAUUUGGUGAGGAAUUAAAAUCCAAAUCAAUAAAUCUCAAAGGAACUACCAGGUCAAAAUCAACUUUGGUUUGUAAAAGCAGUCUAACCGGAAAUGCUAUCCCUAGUUCCUCUAAACCUGCUGUAUCUACUUUUGAGGACCAAGCUAAUGGGUCUAGUUCUAUGGGAAACAGGACUUGUGAAAGCAAUACAAGAAGCACCGUUACAUCUCAGAGCAGUCAGCAACGAGAGCUGAAGUGCAUAGAGGUAUCAACUCAACCAUUUGAUCCAAGUGGGCUCUUAUCAAAUCAGAGGAUAAGUCAUAGGAAAGACUGUGUUACAAGACAAGCAUCAAGGGUGGAGAUCAAUCAUGAUAAAAGGCUUUCGAGAGGCUACAGAUCAUCAUCUGGCAAGUCCAGUGUAGGGUCAUCAUCAAACAUUCUUUAUGAUGUUAAGAGCUUAACAUCUACAUCAAUAGGUCACAAAGAAAUAACCCCGACUAGCAGAAAUGUAGCCAGGACAAGUUAUGUGGCGAAGAACAAAGUAAAAACUUCUAAUGUCUCCAAGGCAUCGACUAUUAAAAUUGAAGAACGGAGCUCCAAUUCUAGAAGAGGAGUUAAAAUCAGCGUUUUAAAGCCGGAUCACGAGGAAGCUACAAAACCAAAGGUUCAACAUCAAACUUUGCAGCCACUUAGAGUUAAUGAGCGAGAGUUGUCUAUGGCUGCAAUAAAAUCAAAGGAGAAAUUGAGAGCAAUCAAGCCUAACAGAUCAGUAGGUGCUGGAAAAGAGAAUGCUACAGGGAGAAUGAUUAUCAAUCAGAAAUGCAUUGGAAAAGGCACUUCUGCUUUAGCCAUGGUUAGGGGUCAGAAAGGAACAAAACAGUUUGGACAAAGGGGUGGAGGAGGAUUAGUCGGUUCAAAGGUAAAGGUAAAAGUCACUGAUCGGUUUGAAAAGAAUAAGGCCGCGAAUGUGAACCAGAGGGUCUGCCUUCGAUGAGAGGGCAAUGCAUCAUUCUGGGGGUUGUGUAUAUAGUACAAACCUAACAUCUUUUUUUACACUGGGAGAUGAAGCGCAACAACAAAAGUUGCCUUCCUUUUAUAUUGGAUUUGAGUGUAAGUUUUGGUUCUUUAGGCUAAAUUUCACUGGCGUCUUUGACCCAGAUGAAACUGUCCCCAGGCUUUUUGUGAAUGCUUCUCUUUUAUUCGCCAUAAUUAGCCCUUCGUGUUGCAGCUUUUA
Carya illinoinensis is the source of this 1803-nucleotide messenger RNA. RefSeq lists its product as uncharacterized. The record is from RefSeq and is a predicted model, not a curated record. The transcript is spliced from 6 exons. Lineage: Eukaryota; Viridiplantae; Streptophyta; Magnoliopsida; Fagales; Juglandaceae. Bases 223 to 1563 code for a protein of 446 amino acids.